AUGGGCCCAGUGAUCCCAGUAUGGAACUGGGAAUGGGCCCAGUGCUCCCAGGGCGUGGCCUGCGCUGAGGCGGGCACUCGCUGCGCGGGGAGUGGGCGUGGCCCCGCGCGCUGCAGGGGCGUGGCCUGCGCUGAGGGGACUCUCCAAGAUGGCGGCGGCGCUGUGGGCGCUGCUCGCGGCCGUGGCCGCGCUCGGGCCGGGCCCGGGGCCCGCGGGGGCCGCGCAGCUCCCGCUGCUGGUCUGGAGCACGGAGCGGUCGCUGUGGCCCCCCAGGCCGUGCCCGGGGGCCGGGCGCUGUCGGAGCCGGAGCUGCAGCAGCUGCUGGAGCCGGGGCUGCGCCGGGGACCCCGCACGGUGCUGCUCUUCCUGCAGGACCAGCUGUCCCUGGAGGAUUUCACGGCGUUCGGGGCCGUGUUCGGGAACGAGCCCAACGGAGCCUUCCCGCGGCUGCAGGAUGCCCUGGGGUCAGCAGGGUCAGCGCUGACCCUGCCCCGGGUGGCCGCCGCCGCCGCGGCCGCGCUGCCGCUGACCCUGCAGCGGGCCCUGGGCGCCCCUCCCCCCCUGCAGCUGCCCGGGGGGGCCCUGGGGGGGCUGAGGCUGAACCGGACGGAGCCCGAGAGAGACCCCGGGGAGCCCGCGGUGCUGCUCGUGGGGCUGCCCCACAGCCGCUCCGGCCUGAUGGGACCCAGAGAGGCCCUGACCAGUAACGACGCCGUGCUGGGGGAGGUGCUGCAGGUGCUGCAGGAGGAGCAGAUCCCGUACACGGCGCUGCUCACCGCCCGCGCGGCCACCGUGAGUGACCAGCAGUGA
This is a messenger RNA of Vidua macroura (Pin-tailed whydah), 810 nucleotides long. Its product is annotated as V-type proton ATPase subunit S1-like. The record is from RefSeq and is a predicted model, not a curated record. NCBI's taxonomy places the organism in Eukaryota, Metazoa, Chordata, Aves, Passeriformes, Viduidae. Bases 1 to 810 code for a protein of 269 amino acids. Gene Ontology annotation, cellular component: proton-transporting V-type ATPase complex. The transcript has 7 exons.